AUGUGGCUAAGUUACUUUUUUACUAGUACAAAAGAUAAUGAACCUGAGAACUGUAUUAAUAAAGAUAAUGUCAACGAUGAAUCAAUCAAUAUUUCAUCAAAAGAAGAAGAGGAACCAGAAAUUAAUGAUUUGAGAAAUAGAGUUGAAAAGGUAAAGGAGAUACACAAAAAAUUACAAGCAUUACAAAAUAAACAAGAUAUACAUUUAAACAAUAACACCACAAAUACCUUUCAAGACAAAGACCUACCAUGCGCGUCUAAGAAUAAAGAUGAAGAAAAAUUAGAAAUAAAUAAUUGUAAAAUAGAGGAUGUCUUGAGGAUUAUACCAGUUCUAGAAAAUAAUAUACAAUCACUUACCGAGAAAGUAUCUUGUUUAUCUGGCUUAUUAAAUGCGAAAGAGCUCAAUUCUAAAAUAGUAACUGAAAAAAAUAUUAUUUCAAACAAUUCUAAUAUAAAUAGUGCUUCGAACUCUUUAAAUAAAUUGAACGGUGUAGUGAAUGAAACAAUACCAACAAAUAAAGAUACCACCCUGGGAGUAGUUUCUAAAGAAAAUAGUGAAAUGCGGAAAAAUAACCGAAGUCUUAUCAUAAAAAAAAAAUAUCGUUAUCAAAAUGUUAAAAUUAGAAGAAAUACUACCAAAUCUAUUAAUAAAGAUGAUCAAAAAGGAGAACAAGUAACGAAUGAAGAAAAUGAACUCUUUUACAGUGUUAAGUCGAUUGACCAGUUGACCAGUUUAAAUGGGCAAUUAGAAUCCUUUUUUACAAAAAUACAGUCAGCAUUGACUCAAUAUAAAAUUGACCAAGUGAAAGAAAAAUCAGAAAUAAUGCUUAAUCUGUCCAGACUGGAGGAUCAAAUUAAUAUGAACUAUUCGAAAAUGGAUAAAUUAAUGUCCAAUGUCGAACAGUUAAAUAAAAUAAAUGAUCCUGUCAAUCACGUAAUUUUGAAAAAUCACCCAAAUCUUGAAAUACAAAAUAAACAUGAACUGCAAAAAAGUAUAGACGAUAUUAAAACCUGUGUUGAUUACCUUAUAAAACCGAAUACAAUUGAUAUACUAAAAAUUCAACAGUCCGUUACUGCCGAUACUCCAAUCACAAACACAAAUAUUAAUGGCUCGUGUAACUCGAAUCGGUGUGUUUGCAAAUUAAUAGACAAUACUAAUACUGCUAGUAUACAGAUUGUAAAUUCAAAUGAUGAUACAAAUCAAAUAAAGUAUAAUGGUGAUAUCAUUUUAUGCGAGUUUUUAAGAGCGAACCUAACUUUGGAAAGUUUAAAAAAAGACGAUCAUCAACAAAUACCACAGGUAAAACAUUUUUCAAAUCAAAUCGACUCCAAUAAAAACAGCCAUUUAUUAUUAUGUUCAAAACAAUCAAAACUUUCUUCAAAUAUUUGUGAUAGAGAUCAAAUCUAUAACCAAAAAUCUAGCCAAUCAUCAGUAUGUUCAAAAAAAUCAAACCAUCUAAAAAAAAAUGGUAGACGACCCGAAAAACCAAAAAUUAACCAUUUAAUCGUAUGUCCCAAGCAAUCGAUCCAUCAUUUUUUAAAAAAUGACGUUGACAAUUAUACUACAUCAUACCAACCAAAUACAAAAAAACUAGCUCGUGAAAAAAAUAAGAUUUGUGAUUUUCUUUCGUCUCAGCCAAUUCCAGAAUGGAUAAGACUCGACGAGAAUUUCAUUAAAUCCGAAAAUCUAUGCUGCAAGGAUUCUAUUAAAUCAUCACCAUCAAAUUGCACUUUAAAUGUUAGUAAGUUCUAUAACAUUGAACGAAUAAUUAACGACAGCCAUGACAAAAAUGAUAAUAUAGUUUAUGAAAUUACACAGAAACCCAAUGUUCCAAAAGAAAACAAAAGCGACUGUAAUUUCGACGAACAAAAUUUAUCACCAUGUAAUAGUCUUAACAAUGAAACUUGGAACAUGAAAUAA
Messenger RNA from Myzus persicae (green peach aphid), 1920 nucleotides. RefSeq lists its product as uncharacterized. Bases 1 to 1920 code for a protein of 639 amino acids. Lineage: Eukaryota; Metazoa; Arthropoda; Insecta; Hemiptera; Aphididae. The transcript has 2 exons. The record is from RefSeq and is a predicted model, not a curated record.